Messenger RNA from Paramecium tetraurelia, 354 nucleotides. RefSeq lists its product as uncharacterized. Lineage: Eukaryota; Ciliophora; Oligohymenophorea; Peniculida; Parameciidae. The transcript is spliced from 3 exons. The record is from RefSeq and is a predicted model, not a curated record.
AUGGUAACUUAUUACAUUUAUAUACAAUAGCAACCAAUAAAUGAUAUUAAUGUUGAUGAAGUGUUAAGAGGAUUAUCGAAUGUGGAAGGAGCCAAUGGUUAUACUGUAAUAAGAGAAGAGUUAUAUUAUUUAGGUAUUCCACUAAAAAGAUCGGAAAAAAAUAUAAACUACGAAAAAGCAGUUCAUAUGUCUGCCUUAGUUGCUGAUUUAUGGAAUGUCACUAAGAAAUGCAUCCAAAGGGAAUUGAGAAGUGCUGAUAAUGAUCUUGAGAUAAUUAGGAUUAGGACAAAGGCUCAAUCUGAAUAUAUCAUUUCUUAAUGUAAUUUUGAUACUUAUGAAUCAUUAAGAGGGUGA